Messenger RNA from Blastocystis hominis, 213 nucleotides. RefSeq lists its product as hypothetical. The transcript is spliced from 2 exons. NCBI's taxonomy places the organism in Eukaryota, Bigyra, Opalinata, Blastocystidae. Bases 1 to 213 code for a protein of 70 amino acids. The record is from RefSeq and is a predicted model, not a curated record.
AUGCUGCUGCAUGUUUUUUCUUGUCAUCGUUCGGACUGCAAGCGGUCGAAUUGCCCGCAGCUAAAGAAGCAGAUUCUGCACGCAUUGACGUGCUGCGUGGAUAAUUGCGAGACGUGCGAAGGCGUGAAGCGACUGCUGGAAAUCCACUCGGAGAGCUGCUUAAAGAAGGACUGUAAAGUGCCUUCUCUUUUGCCGUCGGUGCGAAAUCAAUGA